Condylura cristata (star-nosed mole) is the source of this 2685-nucleotide messenger RNA. RefSeq names its product mitochondrial antiviral signaling protein (gene MAVS). The coding region runs from base 34 to 1617 and encodes 527 amino acids. The transcript has 7 exons. NCBI's taxonomy places the organism in Eukaryota, Metazoa, Chordata, Mammalia, Eulipotyphla, Talpidae. The record is from RefSeq and is a predicted model, not a curated record.
ACGGAAGGCGAAAGGGGGCCUGGACUGACAGCUAUGACGUUUGCAGAGGAGAAGACUUAUCAGUAUAUCCGCCGCUAUCACAACAACUUUUGCAGUAUCCAUGUUCUGGAGAUUCUGCCUUACCUGUACUGCCUCACGACAAGUGACCAGGACAGACUGCGGGCCUAUUUCAAUCAGUGGGGCAACCACAACACCCUCUGGGAACUCUUCCAUAGUCUUCAGCGGCGGCAAGGCUGGGUCGAUUCCUUCAUUGCGGCACUGAGGAGCUGUGAGAAGACGGAGCUCGCUGAGGAAGUGGCCAGUGUCUACCAGAGCUAUCUACCCACCCCAAAGGAGCCAGCAUCACUUCCUGCCGCGGUUCCAGGGUCCUCUACAACCUCUGAGACUCCCAGCACUGCCCGCAAUGGCUACAGAGGAGAGUUAAAGGCCUCCGUUCCUGUCCAGGACUCCCAGUCACUACUCCUGGGAGAGGAUCCAAAGACAGCCUCACAGACAGCCAGCUCUGGAACUGAUUUUGGGAAGUCAGGCGACCCCAAGGAGCCCUCCUCUGACAUGGCGGCCCGCAGACCUCUGACUUCUAGUGGACACCAGGAGCAGGACACAGAGCCAAGCAGCACCCACACAGCAGGUGUGGCCUCUAGCCCCACACCACCCCGUGGGCCUGUGUCUCCUACUGUCUCCUUCCAGCCUCUGGCCCGUCCCAACCCCAGGGCAAGCCGCUUGCCUGGCCCCCCAGGGUCAGCUCCUCACUCUGGCAUCUCUACCCCAGCCACUGGCUUUGCUUCUGUAGGGGCCGCUGGUGACUGCAUUGAGACUGCCAUCUAUUCCAGCGGCCCAGGGGUCUCCAUCAACUCUAGGAUCACCAGCACUCUGCCUUCCAAGUUGCCCACCAGCACUCUGCCUUCCAAGCUGCCUGUCAACUCUCCAGCCACCAACACCCUGCCUUCCAAGGGGCCCACCAGCUCAAAGCCUCCUGGUACAGUGACCACUAAUGUGCCCACCAAUCUAACAGCAUCUAAAUUGCCCAUCAACUCAGCUCGUGCUGGCACAGUGCCGCCCAAAGUGCCUACUAGCUUGGCGCCUGACCACAGGAUGCCCAUGAGCUCAGUGCCUAGCCAGACACCCGCAGACACAGUGCCCACCAUCGGGAGCGGCAAAAGGCCAACAGAGGAGACUCCAGCCUCUCCAGGUGCUGUGACUGGAGGCCGCUCGCCCCAUCCUGACCGCGGUGCCCCCUGCUGGAGCGCAGACCUGGAGCUGAGCAAGCCUGGCGAGCUGCUCUCCCAGCUGGACAGCCCCUUCUCGGGCUGCUCCGAGGACCUCGCCAUUAGCUACAGUCGCUCCGUGGACACAGGACGCAGCAACACUCCAGAGGAGAACGAGUACCAGACCCUGGAGAGCAUCAGGAUCCGUGUGGAAGAGGAGCCCAGUGCCGACCUGCUAGCCGGCAGCCCCAGGCAGCCAGGGGCCCCGAAGCUCCAGAAGGAGGAGCCACCAGCAGAAUCCAAGUCCAAGGACCGCCAGGCCUCCUGGGCUCCGUGGCUCAGCUUCGCCACGGUGGGGGCCCUCCUGGCUGGGCUGCUGGCCGUGCUGUACCGGCGGCGCCUGCUGCAGUGACGCCUCAGAGCCUCCUCACCACGCACGCUCCCUUCCCCUCCAUCUGUCCAGCCAGAGACUGGCCGGGCUGUCCUGCUGCUUCGUCCUCUCACUGGGCUGGCAGAGGCUGCGUGAGCGUGGAGCCCAGGGAGGCGGUGCACGGGCCCGACCGAAUCCUGAGAGGCAGCUUCCAGCCCCACUGGUGUCCUCCCGCCGGAGGCUUCCUGGACCCUGGGGCACACUCCUGAUCGCGCCCCGGGCAGUCCAGUUGUUGCCCUGGUUCUGUGGAGGCCUUGUCCCUGUCUCCUCAGGCCUGGGCAGCAGGCGGUGCCGUGAGAGCCCCCGACCUGGGGCUGGCAUGCCUCUCUCCCUGUCCCCCCUCACCCCCACCUGGCGCUGGUGGCUGAGAGCAGACUGCUGGGUGGGGCCCACACAGCUUCCCUCCAGCCUGGGGGGGGCAGCUGGAGGCCCUUUCCCCAGGAAUGGGGGUGGCCAGUCUCUGAGGACGCUGCUGCUUAGCGAGAGUGUGUGUGUUUAAGUGUGUAGUAUUUCCCUGGGUCCCAGGAAGACCGAGGCAACUGCUAGGUCUGAGGAACCUCUUCCACCUCCUCACCUGCCUCUCCCCUCCUUCCUGGUCUCCAUUCUCUUUAGCUCCCUGUAAGGCCGAGGGGGCUCUGUACAGUUUCAGUUUCAGCUCUCCUCUGCUGUGUGUUCUUGGCAGAGCAUCGGACUUUUCUCAUCUUGCUUCCCCAUUCGGGCAGUGAUUGGGCUCAUCCUUCACUAGGUGCUUCUGAGACUGGAGCGUGCAGCUGUUUGUCAAGUGCCUGACCACUAAGUGCUUCUAUCUCUUCCCUGCUCAGCCUGGUGGAAACGAGGGCAGGAGAGGGUGGGCAAACUAGACGCAGCCUGGAAGGGUGUCUCCUCAGGGAAUGCAGGGAAGGGUGCACGUCUGCAGUGUAGAGUGGCCCAGGCCUCUGGCUCUCACUAGUUUGUGCUCUUGGCCAAGGUACUAACCUCCUGUGCCUCAGUUUCCCACCUGUAAAAUGAGUAUGAGUGGUAUAUAUAUAUAUAUAUAUAUAUAUAUAUAUA